CCAUCGCUCCUGACCUUGAUUGACUUGGGUUUGUGUGGAAUUGCUGCAAGGGAGGUUAGAUACUACAUGCAGGAGGUUGGAGGAGGGGGGUAAUAGUCUGGAAGUUUAAAGGAGAGUGUAGUUAAGUCAGCUGUAGUAUGAGGAUGAUGCUGCCAAUAGUAGAGUGGGGUUUUUUUUGUUUUGUUUUGGUUUUUUUUUUUUUAAGAUGCUAUGGGAUUUGUUAAGACAAUUGAUAUUCUCCUCUGUUCUCCUUGUUAACUGAGAGAUGAUACAGCCAGUACCUCUUCAGGUCUUCUAGGGAAUUGGGUAGCACUGAUUCACUGGAGUACCAUUUUUGGGAAUUCAGGCACUCAUUCUUGGUCACCUGGGAUGACUGACCCAUACCAGCCUUUUGUAGCCUGACAGCUGUGACUUGCAAAAAAAGCAAAAACAGAGGAUGUGUUCUGUUUUGUGUGUGUGUAUAUGUAUAUUUUAUAUAUAUAUAUAGUCUAAUACUCCCUACAAGUCUUGCCUCGUAUGCUAGGACAUGAGUUCAGGAAGCUAGCUGAGUUCUAACAUGUCCUCUCCAAGGAGCAGAGAGGCACUUACGAGUCAUCCUGUGGCAGUGGAUGUUUUUCAGUGCCUCAGAUGUGGUAAUUCUCAGGUGGGUUCAGCUAUGCAAAUUUAAGUGAAACUGUCUUGGCAUAACCUGUGCAUUGUUUCUCUCUGACUGGAUCUCCCUGUGGAAUUAAAAUCUUGUCCAUACAAAUGUGCGGUGCUUGAACUUUGAAAGUCAGCAAUUUAAAUUUGAGAUAUAAAGUCUUCUACUGGGUUUCAGCUCCAAGUUGGUUUGUUUAUAUUUGCAUCAGUGUUUACGGUACUAGUACAGACUUUCUGUAAGCUGUUAAAGGGAGCUCUGCCACUGAGGGGUUACAGUCCAGGGCAGAUUAUGGCUGUCUCUGAGUAUUUGUGAGAAUAAAAGACUUAAGGAUUUGAAAGGAUGUAAUUUCCUUUGCUGCUUACCAGGGUGUGACUUAAUUUUCCAUUCUCAAACAGAUUUUCCUGGAGGUAAGGUUAAGAGUAUGAAGACUACAGGAAAGCUUAAAAUGUUUAAAUAGCACAGUGGUUUAUUGAAAUGUUAAUGCAGAAUGGCUUUGGGGAGGGAUUCUGUUUUGCAAGUGGAAGCAGAGGUUUCCCUCCUGCCUGCGGCUCCUCCGAAAGCUGUGGAAUGUUGCCCUGAGCUCUUCCCAUUGGCCAGGGAUGUUUGUCCAGAUGUUUGGCUUCUCCAUAAAAGAUAGGCAUUGCUGGACCUGCCGUGCAGUUGAGAGGUGUUGUAGCAAAGAACACAGGGUAAAAAUGACCCAACGUAUUUGUCUGGUUAUUUUACUUCUGUGCCUUGGAUUAAUGUACCCUCUUAUAACGGGAAUUUUUAUGGACAAACUUGCCAGCAAGAAGAUGUGUGCUGAUGAUGACUGUGUCUACACCAUUUCCCUCGCCAGAGCAGAAGAGGAUUAUAAUGCUCCAGACUGCAGAUUCAUUAAUAUUAAAAAGGGGCAACUGAUUUAUGUUUAUUCAAAACUAGUGAAAGAAAAAGAAUCUGGAGAAUUCUGGGCUGGAAGUGUUUAUGGAGAACAGUAUGAAGACCAUAUGGGGACAGUUGGUUAUUUCCCUAGCAGUUUAGUCUCGGAACAACAUGUCUAUCAAGUAGCAAAUAAGACUGUUCCUACAACGGACAUUGAUUUCUUCUGUGAAUAGUGCUGAAAGUGGUUAGAUAAUCUCUAGGCGGCUGCCAAGAAAAGAUGAUAGAAACCAGCCUGGACACCCUCACCGAACACAAAGAAUCCUUUGUCACAGAUGUUUGUAAAAUAUGUUGUAAUUCUUUCAAAUGAGAAAUCUGAUUUAAAGGAAUUUUUUUUUUAAAGGUGUGUGGGGAUAGUUGAAAAAGUUAAAUGUAAACCAUAUGGGAUUUACUUAGAAGUCUUUUUUACCUGCAUAUACUUCGUUACUUGUCAAUAAAUUUAAUAGCCCUUGAGGUACUGUAAGUCUUACUAAGUGGUACAGAUAUGCUAUGUAGGCAGACGUUCAGCCUUCACCUGCCUUUAUUUUCCUGCCAUAACCUUACACCUUCUGUUAAAUAAAAGAAAAACACCUUG
Molecule: messenger RNA, 2132 nt
Organism: Dromaius novaehollandiae (emu)
Lineage: Eukaryota; Metazoa; Chordata; Aves; Casuariiformes; Dromaiidae
Gene: OTOR
Product: otoraplin
Exons: 4
Coding region: 1240-1734 (164 amino acids)
Biological process (GO): cartilage condensation
Molecular function (GO): protein binding
Source: RefSeq, a predicted model, not a curated record